This is a messenger RNA of Clarias gariepinus (North African catfish), 4530 nucleotides long. It is a transcript of the gene amer1, whose product is annotated as APC membrane recruitment protein 1. The coding region runs from base 221 to 3157 and encodes 978 amino acids. The record is from RefSeq and is a predicted model, not a curated record. Gene Ontology annotation, molecular function: phosphatidylinositol-4,5-bisphosphate binding; beta-catenin binding. Gene Ontology annotation, biological process: regulation of canonical Wnt signaling pathway. The transcript is spliced from 2 exons. Gene Ontology annotation, cellular component: plasma membrane. NCBI's taxonomy places the organism in Eukaryota, Metazoa, Chordata, Actinopteri, Siluriformes, Clariidae.
CCGGAAGUGACGCGCCACGACUAGGCUCAGACGCUCGAGUGAUUUUCCUCCUGCACAGACUGUUGCUAAGUGCCGCUGCUAAACCGGGAAUAAGAAUAAAAUGGUGCGACAUGGCAGAAGAUGUGUUUGAUGGACAUUUCCUUCGCAUCCCUUCACAUGCACGUGGGAGUGGCGUCCGUGUCAUGAUUAUACGACUGUAGCAUCGAGUUUCUGAGUCGCCAUGGAGACUCCCGUUGAAAGUGAGCUGCCUGGUGCAGCGGGUGGUGGUCCUCCCUCAGACCCAAUCUCCCCCGAUCCUCAGACACCCCAGACGCCCCCGGCAGGGAAGCUACGAAAGACGGCUUUCAAGUUUUUCGGAGGUCGAAAGAGCAUCUGUAUGCUGCCCAGCUUUUUUGUGGGAAGAGGCAAGGGUCAAGGACGGUGGUCAUCUAAAAUGGGCGUGACCAAGAGCCAGACGUACGAUGGUGUAAGCAGGGCAUGCUGGGAAGACGGCAUGAGAAGUGGCGGCGAUGUGACGUCAGCAGAGUUUGAGUUCCACAACCCAAACAGCUCGAGUGACCUGCAGAAAACGCAGGAAAGUUUCGCGAAGUCUCAGUCUCUCCCGCGACAAAAGAGAGGCCUCCGAGGUCUCUUCAGCAGUAUCAGGAAGCACCGGAAAAACAAACAUCACGCCGAAGCAGAUAAAAACGAGAUGCUCGAAAUGUCCUCGGGUGAAAUAGUGCUUGGUAAGAUGACAAACCUCGGUUGUCAUGUUGACAACAACGACAACAAGAGUCACAUUGAUUUGCUAGAGCCGGAUGUGCCUACGGAAUUCAACAGCGGAGUGUUCGCUGAAUCGCCCGCCGUUAAUGUUCACACAUGUAAAAUCGAGGAAAUGCUAAUGCCUCAGAAAUUAAAGGCGAAGGGAAAGGCUAUGGGGGAAGAAGAAGAAGAAGAAAAAGAAAAAAGUGGUGAAGGACAAGAUGUGGAAGAGGAAGAAACAGAGCAAAAGAAACAGCGUGGUCUGGUGACGUAUCGGCAGCCGCUGUGUGCAGACUCCGAGAUGGUGCGCCUCACUGAAGAACACACAGACAUACCUGAGGCUGACCCGGCCACAAUGUCCACCUCGGCUGACAACUUGAUGUUCGGAGACGUGUCCUCUCUGAAGAGUUUUGACUCGUUGACUGGUUGUGGUGACAUUAUUGCCGAUCAGGACGACGUUAGUGUCGCGGAGAGUUCAGUAUCCGGCGAGAGAGGAAGUCGUAAUGCUGGCAAGCGCAGCUCCUGUCUGGUUACAUAUCAGGGCGGUGGAGAGGAGAUGGCAACACCGGACGAAGUGGACAAUGACUACCUGCACAGCCUGUGGGAGUCGGAGGGCAGCGAGGUGUGCUACCUUCCAUCAGAACAGACUGUCAGCCCAUCGUCCACCCCCGAUCAGCCAACCAGCUCCUUUCACGUCACCACCAGCAUCAGCGGCAACACCAGCACUAGUCCUUUGGGAAUAACGGACACGGUCCUUACACCUAACGAUCUUCUGACUCCCCAGAGUGACCGCCAGGGCUCGGUCCCAAACAGCGACGAGGGUUACUAUGAUUCCACAACACCUGGAGCUGAUGAGGAUACCCGUGAACGUCCACAGCAGGAAAGACUUCCCCGGGACAGCUAUAGCGGCGACGCCCUUUACGAACUUUUUGAGCCGGACGACAGAUUGCUGAGUCCGCCUUUACCUUCUAAAGACAGUGGAGGGUUAAUGGGUGGAAACAAAGGUAAAGGAGAUCUUCUUUAUCCAUUGACGUCUGAUGCCAUGGAGACAGAAGAGGAGCGAUUGAGUAAGAUCCAGCAUGCCCUGCUGUGUUGCGAGUUGCAGAAUCUGAGAAACCCGUCUAAAGAUCAGCUUCUGUAUUGUAGCGAGCGGAUAUACAGUGAUUCAACCCCUCUGGAAGGGUCUGAAGAGGAAGGAUACCACCAGUCUGGACAGAGACAACUGCAGGAAGGCUCCCAAGCCUUAAAAGAAGUUUUGUCUCAGGUGCAGGGGGGUCAGGUGCAGGCGCAGCACAGAACCUUGUACGGUACAACUGCCGACUCAAGGUUAAGCGCGCAAGCCUCGAAGGCAGCAAGCCUUGUAAAAGAUGCAGUACUGUAUUCCAAGCAAGAAAGGUGCAAUGACGGCUCUUUACCACCCACUAGAGGCUGCAGCCAAUCACAGGAGGAGCUAAUGGUCUGUUUUUCACAAGCGUUAGUAGAUUUUAACAAAAACACCAGACUCUAUCGCAACUCCACAGAGAGCUUGGAUGGCUCGGAAUCCAGCUCCCCAUUCGGACCAAGCCUAAGUGCUCUUCCUGCUAUUGUUACUUUUGACGUGGUCGACAUGGAGAACGAGGGUGAGUGUGAACAGCCAGAGCUUGUAGAGGAAGAGGAGGAAUUGGAAUCCCCGUUCGAGGCAUUCGAAGACGAUGGCUGCUACUUGCAGCAGGACGCCUUCGCCGAGUGCGAUCAGAGAACCUUUGAUGCCUACGAGCAAAGUUUGUUACUUGGCAGCGCUUGGGGUAUCGCGAGCCUUCCUCGUCACCUCAGCCUCGGACGGCCGUGUCCUCCGAUUCCGGCACCACUCGCUCUGAACCGACGUAGUCGCUCUCUGGAUACGGACAGUCUCGAGCUCCAGACCAGCGAGCUUUACGCGUCUCUUGUUUCCCACGGCCACAAGACGGCUGCUUCCUUUCACCGUAGGAAAAACAGCGCAGACGGAGGAGACCUUUGUGACGUGGUUCAACAAGGACGGAGCUGGAGGCAGGGACAUGGCUGCGACUUUGACUCUUCUCAGAAGAACACCUCAGUGUCUCAGCAGCAACAGAGAUCCUCGCAUCGUACCCCUUGGAUGGAAAGUUCUAGUUUAAGCUGUCAGCCAACGGUCAGGCCUUCCCAUCUCCCCCUAAAGGCUGCUUACCCGAAUAGCAGCACAGCACGAAUCCUGAAAAUCGCUGCUGACAGGGACGUUUCGGGAGGGAAUGGUGGUGACCCUGGUGGACAGUGGAAAAGCCGACCAGUUGGUAUCACCCAGGGUAUACCUCAUCACCGAUCUGACCAAUCUGAGGCUUCAAGAGAGAUUACGACCAAGAGUAGGAGAACGGAGCUGGAGGUGGCAGGGUUCUCCACGGCAACGCCCAAACGCAACAUGUAAACACCCAGGAGAUAAAAAAAAGUGACCAGGUCUCAUGGCCAAAGACACAGCUGGAUGUUUACUGACCAUCAUGAUUUGUAUCUCUACUGUUACUGUUAUAUUUUUACAGUUAUAAGCUAUUAUAUUUUAGUGAUGGUGUAGUUCUUUUUUUUUCUUAGACAUCAAUGAUGUCUUUUUUUUAUUUGCCACGUUGAUUGGCGUUUAUGUAGCAGUUGUCUAUGAUUUUAUAUUUGUGCAGAAGUGUAGGGCUUUUGUUUUGUGCUUUGCAAAUCUUUUCCGACUCGCAAAACAGAAAUUUUUGCGAUAUGAUCGCAAGUUUGAAACAAAACUGUGCCGAUGUAUCAAAGUUUCUGCUGCUCUUUUCUGACAGGACUAGAAGACUUGAACCUUUUUUAACAAAUGAUGGUUAACAUCUUUUAGAUUUUCUGCUGAACACUUUUCUGUAAACUUUUUAAAGUUGAAAGUCCUACAUUUUUUUUUUUUUUUUUUUACGUUUAUCGUUAGUCGUUUUACAUUUUUUCACACUUCUGGGGACCUUUUAGUGAACACGGUGAUGCUUGGGAACAAAAACAAAACACAACAAAAACUCUUUAAAGUUUUAUAUGUUCAAAUUAUGUUUUUUGUUCUACUUUAAAGAGUUUUUCCCCCUGUAGUUAGUGUUUGAGGGGAGGGGAGAGUCAAGUAAAAAAAAAAAAGUCAAAAAUGAAUGUAAGUACUUUAUUUGUUUUAUCUUUCAUCCAUUUUAUUUAGCGACAUAAACAGUCUCGGGCAGCUUUACAUUACGCUUUUAAGUGUCGUCAGAACAAAAGAAACGUCCGGGAGAUUACGAGCGAUGCUAGCGUUCGGUUGGUUCUAUCAUAAAACGUUGAUGAAGUAGCUCUAUUCAUUUUCUCGUAUUCCUUGCUACACGGUCCAUAGUCGAUUGGAAAUCAUUUUGUAAAUGUCUUGCCAAAACCAACAUCAUGCACUUAACACAGUAUAUACUAAGACCAUGGUUCCCACAUUUAAAAACAAUUCUUCAAGAAAAUUGAUGCUGGUUUAUUGUUAUUUCGCACCUUUUCUUUUGUAUUUUCUGCAUUCGGUACAGUUGUUAAACGUGAUAUGUAAAUGAAUGCUCACACUUUUGUUCCGCUGGCGUAUGUGAGCUAGCUGAAAUCAAAACAAACCUUUUAAAAAAAAAAAUUCUUUCUUCAAAUACACAGAUGUAUCAUUACAGACAAUGAAUGUUUAAUCAUCAAGUUAAAUGUUUCUGGGAUUUAAAUAGCUGCCAAUCACCACCGUUUACCCAUACUGCCUCCGAGUGCAUACACACUCACACACACAGACAAAAAUAAUCAUCUUCUCAACUGGAAAUAAACUCAGACUCAAGUGAA